Linum tenue is the source of this 1602-nucleotide messenger RNA. The record is from the annotation of a GenBank genome assembly. NCBI's taxonomy places the organism in Eukaryota, Viridiplantae, Streptophyta, Magnoliopsida, Malpighiales, Linaceae.
ACGCCUCCCCUCUCUCCUCUUCUCUAACCCCGCCCGCCGGAAUGGCGUUUUCCGACCAGCAGCCGGAAGCCACGUCAUCAUCGUCGCAGGCCAGGCUAUUGGAGAUACGAGAGGAAGAAGAACACUGCUACAACACCCAUGUCUCCAAAUCUCUGAAUCGCCUCGACACAUUCCUGAAAAUCUUCGGCUUGUGCCAGAACUCCAUCUUCACCAUCCUGCUUUCAUGGCUCUGUUUCCUCCUCAUAGCAGUUGCUCUCCCGCUCUUCAUCUUCCGUUUCUUCUACUCUUCCACCCCCAGCAUGUACGAGAUCAAGAGCUUCGAGCUCAAGAUUUUGGCCUUUCAGUCUCUGGUCGAUGCCAUCUCCCUCCUCUGCAUAUCCCACAACCUGCGCAAUUACGACGUCACGAAGUUCCUCUUUGUAGAUCGUUCUCAUGGACACUGUACCCAGCUGGACAGCGAGUACGCCAAAAAAAUCAAUGAUUUCUUCUACCUACUGGCAGUCUAGCUACUCCCCUGCCUCCUUGUGAAGGCUGCUCGAGAAGGCACUCGUCUAGUAUAUAUGUGGCACGGUCCGUUAUGGCAAUCUAUCGUUAUCCUGAUAUCCCUGACCAUCUCCUGGACUUACUCCAGUGUCAUCUUCCUCUCGGGCUGCACUUUGUUUAGUUUAGUCUGCAACUUUCAAGUCAUACGGUUUGAGCAUUACUGCAAGCUCCUUGAAAAGGACUUGGAUGUUUCUGUAUACAUAGAAGAACAUAUUCGUCUCACACAUUACAUGUCCAAGAUCAGCCACAGAUUCGGAAUUUUCUUCGUGUUUGAGCUCUUGGUUGUCACAGCUAGUCUGUUUGUGGCUCUGGUUGAAACCACAGGGAAUCAUGGCCUCAUCAAUAUAAUCAAUGGUGCUGAUUUCGGGGUAACAGCUAUAGUUUAACUAGUUGGACUUGUGAUUUGCCUACACGCAGCUACCAGGGUAUCACAUAGAGCUCAAGGCGUAGUGUCAGUGGAGACAAGAUGGCAUUCUAUGGCUACCUGUGCUUCCAAUGAGACUUCUUCUUCUGCUGCUGCUUCUCAAGUGCAAAUCAGCGGCAAUGGUGACAUCCUGGAACCCUCGGUUCCCCUUUCCUCCGACUUCUUCCACCAUACUUAUUCCGAGAGCGACUUGGAGGCAGUUGACUAUGUCCCGUUCCCUACAAACACAGCACUAUCUACAUAUCAGAAGAGACAAGCUUUCGUAAUGUACCACAUGGCCAACCCAGGCGGAUUCACAGUGUUUGGGUGGAGAAUAGAUCGAGCCCUGGUGAAUACCAUCUUCUUUCUGGAGGUAUCACUGCUAUGUUUGUGCUGGGAAAGACCAUUACUUUCCCUUCCCUGUGACUCAAUUUGGGAUGGUCAAUAGACUUCAAAAAACUCAACAGCAAAAACAAUGUGGAGUUUGUUCGUUUUGUUCUGUCCACCAUUGGGAUGCUUUUUUUUUAUGUUUCAGUGGCGGGACAACUACGUGAUCUUCAUAUUCAAAGCUAAUGAUAUUAUUACUAAAUUAAGUCCUUAUUCGAGAGUAUCAGACUGUUUUUGUGAUGACUGAUACCGAAUAUGAUAUAGUUAUA